Neolamprologus brichardi is the source of this 1373-nucleotide messenger RNA. The record is from RefSeq and is a predicted model, not a curated record. Lineage: Eukaryota; Metazoa; Chordata; Actinopteri; Cichliformes; Cichlidae.
GAGUGACAAGGAAAGGAGAAAGCUUAGUCAUCAAGCUUUUUUUCCUCAUUCUUCUAAAAACACUUUACCUGUCUUAAGUGUUACUUGAUAGGCCAAUUUUUACAUACAUUUCCUUUUCCCAUUUGCAGGCCUUGCUGUCAGCAAGCAGUCCUGCAACAUAUUAGGUGACCAUUCAGCAAGACAAUUUCAAGGGAAGUGUUUUAAGACAAACAGGGCAUGAUCCUGGCUGACCUUUAAGCUGUUGAAAAGAAGUUCUUUUGUUUCUGUGGAGAUGUAAGUGCUCACACAAUGGAUUUAUAGCACAGGAAAAGGAAAGAAGAAAAAGGAGACCUCAGUUUUUAACUUAUCACAGAGGGAACGCUCAGAUAAUACCAGGGCGUUUGGACAUUUGAGGUAUGUGCAGACCACAUGGCCGCAGAAAGCCAUGGUGACUCUUAUAGACUACCCAGCUCCUAUGGAGCUGUUUUCAAAAGCUGGAGAGCUGAGAAUGCCAUUUUCUGAUGUGGUCAAAUACUGCAUUCUGGGUAUCUCCAUCAUUCUCCUGCUGCUGGCUCUGGGCAUCUUAGCCUGGCAGAUCUACAGAUUCUGCACAGAGAAAUACACCACAUACACCCAGCAAGAUGCAGGGCAUAAUGAUUUGCUGUAUUCAGACGAAGGGCCAACAACAACAGGAAACUACUCAGGAGCUCCAAGUACCAAACUGGAGGAUGUCAGCACAGAGGCCCACAGACUGAGUCGCUGCCUGUCUCAGCCCUCGUUUCCCUCCUUAGCAUCCACAGAGGCAGCUGGAGACAAAGAAGAGCAGGCAACUAUUCAAAAGGUGGAUGGAUCAUUACGAUUCUCCGUCUACUAUGAUCAGAUGCAGUCACGUCUGGUGGUCACCGUGCUGCAGGUGGAGGGGCUUUUGGAACAGAGUGAGAGCCGAACCCUCCAACCAUUUGUUAAAAUACUGCUCUUGUGGGCUGGAUCAGAGGCUGUAGAAGUCGAGGGCUUUAAAGAUGAAGAGGGGGAAGAUAUGUCGCCUGUUCUGUGGACAGUACUGCAGGAGUGGCGUACUCGCAUUGUGAAAGGCAGCUGUAACCCUUUAUUUGGAGACCAGUUCAGCUGUGUUUUACAAGAGGAAAAGCUUCAUCACAUGAACCUAAGGAUGGAGGUAAGAGACUUUGAUAAAUUCUCCAGAAACACAGUGUUAGGAGAUGUGAGGGUUCCUUUAGGACAGCUCAACAUCUCCUACCCUCUGGAACUACAAGAGGAUCUAAAGAUACCGCAGAAGGUACUGCAGGGGGCGCACACACACAACACACAGCAUGCACACAGGCCUGGCUUUCAGUAGCAUCUCAAGUAGUUGAUGUUAUGUAAAGGUGAAAUACAGA